This is a messenger RNA of Lineus longissimus, 3988 nucleotides long. Its product is annotated as dystrophin-like. Gene Ontology annotation, molecular function: zinc ion binding; protein binding. Bases 93 to 2174 code for a protein of 693 amino acids. The transcript is spliced from 15 exons. The record is from RefSeq and is a predicted model, not a curated record. Lineage: Eukaryota; Metazoa; Nemertea; Pilidiophora; Heteronemertea; Lineidae. Gene Ontology annotation, biological process: synaptic signaling. Gene Ontology annotation, cellular component: plasma membrane.
CUUCAUUCAACCAGAUUUCAUUUGUUUAUGUUUCGUCUGUCAUCGAUUAUUUUCAUUUUUCUCAAUGAUUUGAUUAAGUUUUCGCCAUCAAAAUGACUUCUGGGGGUACAGUAGAUGUUCAUGACAAACUGCUAGAUGGAUGGGACAAGGCUGAAUAUAAAAAUGGAGUACCGUAUUACAUAAAUCAUCAAGUUGCAAGAACGCAAUGGGACCAUCCGGUACUUGUAAAAACUUUGGAGGAACUCAGGGACCUUGAUAGUAUUCGAUACGCAGCAUACAGAACCGCCAUGAAGUUACGAUUCCUACAGAAAAGAUUACAAAUGAACCUGAUUGAUCUGCAGACAGUCUCAGUGAUCUUCGAUCGCCAUGGUUUUGGUUUCCACGACAACGAUUCUAUAGAUUGCUCACAACUCGACAGCAUCUUAACCGACAUUUGCUGCAAGACGGCAAAAGAUAAAAACCUGAGCAUCAACCCACAUAUCACAACAGCGGUUAUUAUGAACUGGUUGCUCAAUAUGUUUGACCCACAGAGGAGUGGAAACAUCCGCCUUCAAGCUUUGAAAAUCGCUCUUGCUACACUUGCCUCAGCUAAACUGGUGGAAAAAUAUGCUUAUUUUUUCAAGGUCGCCAGUGAAAGUGGAAGCAUCGUCCAAAGGAAGAAAUUCGGUCAUUUCCUAUAUGACUUCAUGCAGCUCCCUGAGUUACUGAAUGAAUCGCAAGCGUUUGGUGGUCUGGCCGUCGGCGCGGCAGUGGAGAACUGUUUCCAGAUGUCUGGAAACAGUGUCGGAAUAAGCGAAGAGACGUUCACGGAAUGGAUGCUGCAGGAGCCGCAGACAAUUGUAUGGUUACCCAUGAUGCAUCGGUUAGCUGCGUCUGAAUUGGUCAAGCAUGACGCUAAAUGUACUAUCUGCAAAGUUAGCCCAAUCACCGGAUUCAGGUACCGUUGCAUGAAAUGCUUCAACUACGACAUCUGCCAGUCCUGUUUCUUUUUGGGAAAUACGAGCAAGAAGCACAAGAUCGACCACCCGACCCAGGAAUAUUGUCAAUCUGCGUCUUCCAAAGAUAACACGAAAGCUAUACUGAAAACAAUGCGGAAUAAUGUCAGUAAGAAGUACAAGAAGAAAGUGAAUCGGCCGCGAUAUCUGCCGAUUGUGGGAACAGAGACAGGCGAUUUUGAUGAAGACUACUGUCCUGAACCCCCUGAAGCCAAGGCACAUGACGAGUUAAAGAAAAAGGCUGAGAAGUUAGCAGAGGUAGAAGAAAUGGUGCUACCAGCUGCCUUAGUGAAUUACCUAAAUGGUGCACCAUCAAUUAAGAAGCGUAGUGGUGGUGAAGAGGAGGUCGUUGUCAAAGAAUUGAAUAAAAACGAAUUGUUCUCUGCUCCCCCACCAGAGGCGUUUGAUGUAUUUAACCUGGGCUCAGACCAGGUGCACGAGUUGGAGAGCGUGAUUCAACACCUUGAAGAUGAAAAUGUCUAUCUCAUAGACGAAAUCGAACAUCUGCACCAACAAUCAUUAGAACAUGACUCUGAUGAUGACGACGAUGAACCACUUGUGAGCCAGGCGUUACAUUCCCGACACGAACGUCUUGAGGCUGAGAAGGAGAUCUUGGAUGCGCACAAUCGGAGGUUGAAUGAACAGCUGGAGAGGUUGAGAAGGUUGAUGCAGGCACAUCAAGAGGUCACUACUGCUGUGGAGAAGAAGAAAGAACAAGUCACAACACUCAACAAUGUACAAUCAGCUCAACCAAACCCUGCCAAAGCCAACAUGUACCAUGCCAUGAGCACACCCAAAAACAUCAUUCAACCCACUCACCACAAUGUCUUCAAGACGCCAUCAUUUGCACCCAGCCCCGUGUUCUACAGCCCACCAGACUAUUCACAGCAAGACAACACCGGUUUGGAUACGGUGGAUGCGACAAUGGAUAGUCAGUAUAUGGGGCGUACUCACUUCACGUUGCCCACCCCCGGCCAGUCUCAGGUCUAUCCUGAUGAGGAGGCAGAGCUUGAUUAUUUGAUGGAGAAACUUAAUAAAGAGUUCCCAGAUAAUCUGACCUGCGCUGUUGGUGAUGAGGAGAAUGGUGCUAUGUCCAGCAGUACAUACCAAGUGUCUAACCAGAUCGGCGAUGCCAUGUCUGAGUUUGUCGGCAAGAUGGAAGCCACAGGAACUUCUUGAGUCAAUCAAGGAAAAUAAUUUCUUUUCACAUCCUUCGAAAGCAGAUAAUACUAUGGAGAUGCAAUUCUUAGCCUUGAGGUGAACAGCAUCAAGAUUUGGAAACCUUUUACAACGAUUUUUGUGCAUUUUGCAGAUAAUCUAAGUAAAGACCUGUGAGUGGACAAUGUGGUCUAAACUGAAGUCUAGGUUGUCACGUUUGUACUUUUAUACUUAAAUGAUCCAAACGCAUUUUCAUUAUCUACAGCUGAAUACUCCCAUUUACGUGGUAACUCCAAGUCAAAAUCUCCAUGUUUUUCAAAUAUAUUGAAUUCAGUUUCCAAUUGACAUUGUGGGAUUAUUUUCUCUACCCUGCUAACGACUCAGAUGAAUUUUUUAGAUGUGUUGCAAGAUAGAAAUGUAGCUUUCAAGGCAGAAGUUUAAUCAAAACAAAAAUUGUUUUAUGCGUGUUUAUAGCAAUGGCAUAAGCUAUUAUAAUGUUUUGAAAGUUUAGUUAAUUCAUCAUGGUACGAGACACACAUUUUGUUCUCGUAGGUUCUCGUACAGCUCAGUUGACCUGGAAGACAUAUUAUUUCAGUUCAUCUUUCUUAACGAUUUUACAAUGAAGGAUAGAAUUUGUAUCAUUUUUUACUCAACUGUAGUAUUUUUUAACAGCUGUAAAAUGUUCAGACAUGUAACAUAUUAACACUUAUGCAUUUAAUAUUAUAGCAGAGAUAAAAUGUCUUUUAAAUAGAUCUACCGUAAUAAAUCUGUAGACCAAAUGAGUUGAUAGAACAAAUCUUUGUCAGGGUUGGCUCUGUGAAUUUUUUCCUCCUAGCCACUUUUUAGCCAAGUGGCUGUCACUUUUAGCCAUAUUGAGUCAGCUCUAGCCAUUGCCGAUCGUUUGUCCAUCUUCUGGUCGACCCAGCCACCAGUAACACGUGCGAGAAUGGCAGCCCGCCAGUACUGAGACAAGCCAAUCAACGAACGAUUCGAUGAACCCGUGACCGGAGACCCAUGGCAACGAAGCGAGCGGGAAACUAGCCGGUAAUAUAUGCGUAAGGCAACCAGCAGCGCCACCAAAGUCAAUGAGCGGUAACUGGUAGAACUACAAUGCAGCCAUAGCAACCACGUGUGAUAGCGCGGCCGCCCGCAAAUUUGAAAAAAAGUUUGACUGCCUAACGAUCGUUCCUUGGUGCAUUUGGUGUGGAAGUGGAUCUUUUUGAUAGACUUUGAUCAAUUUUCGCACAACACUAUUACUCUCACGCCAAAUCAUGGCAAUUCAAAUUGAAUUCGCAAAAUUUUUAGCCAGACAUUGUUUUACAUUCGCCACUCGUGCAGCAUUCGCAAGUGGCGAAAAUGCGAACGGGCGCGCCAACCCUGCUUACUCGGAUGACUUCGAAUAAUUUUCUCGUAUUGUUGUACAGUUAUUAUCUGCUUAAAAUCUUUUCGACUUCGCUGUUGAAUAGUUUGUGCUGUUAAACCUCAGAUUGUAUCAAAGGGAAUUACCCACUGUGGCACUAAGAUUUUACAUAUCGUAAUCAUGUUUUAUUUAUUGGAUCAGUUUUGGAUAGUGAUAUUACUGCAGCACAUAACUUAUGGGAAUGAAUGUAAUUUUAGAAUACAUUUUUAGCGUAUACUCCUUCAUUUAGGAAAUAAUUUUCGUCGUCAGGCUGUCGUUUGCUCAAAAGUUAUGUCCGACUUGACGUCUUCGCAUCACGAGAGCCUCAAGCUUUCAGACUGGAGAAAAUCAUCUCGUGACCAAUCAAUCUGGUGACUUGGAUCAGCCAAUUGUGCAGUUUUCUUAUUGUAUAAAACUGCUGUAUACAAAAGUUUGU